AUGGCUGAAUUCCUUUAUGAUGCCCUGGGGAAGAAUCCAUUUCCUUACCAUUCCCAGACCUCAGAGCCAAUACAAACAGAUGGCUCUCCAUUGCCAAUAGACUGCAGAAUGAGCCCAUGGAGCGAAUGGUCACAGUGUGAUCCUUGUCUCAACCAAAUGUUUCGCUCAAGAAGCAUUGAAGUCUUUGGACAAUUUAAUGGAAAAAGUUGUGUUGACGCUCUGGGAGAUAGACAACAGUGUGUGCCCACUGAGCCUUGCCAGGAGGCCAAGGAUGACUGUGGAAAUGACUUCCAAUGCAGUACAGGCAGGUGCAUAAAGAGACAACUUUUGUGCAAUGGUGACAAUGACUGCGGAGACUUUUCAGAUGAGGACGAUUGUGAGAGUGAUCUCCGUCCACCCUGUCGUGACCGAGUGGUAGAAGAGUCUGAGCUGGCACGAACAGCAGGCUAUGGAAUCAACAUUUUAGGGAUGGAUCCCUUAAGCACACCUUUUGACAAUGAAUUCUACAACGGCCUCUGUGACCGGGUUCGGGAUGGAAACACGUUGACAUACUACCGAAAACCUUGGAAUGUGGCAUUUUUGGCUUAUGAAACCAAGGUCGAUAAAAAUUUCAGAAUUGAAAAUUUUGAAGAACAGAUUGAAAUAUUCAGAAGUAUCAUCCAAGAGAGGAUAUCAAAUUUUAAUGCAAAUUUAGCAAUAAAAGUUACACCUACUGAAGCAAAUAAAAAUGAAGCUGAGAAGUCUCAAGAAACAGUUUCUUCAAAUCCUGGAAAAUUCGAGUAGUCUUGGAUUUCCUAUUUCAAAAAUGAAACUUAUCAACAAUUAUUCUCACAUUCUUCCAAGAAGGAGAAACUGUUUCUGCACGUGAAAGGCAUAGUUCACUUGGGCAGAUUUUUGAUGAGAAGUCGUGAUGUCAUGCUGACAACAACUUUUCUGGAUGAUAUAAAAGCUCUGCCAACCACCUAUGAAAAAGGAGAAUAUUUUGGAUUUUUAGAAACCUAUGGAACCCACUACAGCAGCUCUGGGUCUGUAGGAGGACUCUAUGAACUCAUAUACGUUUUGGACAAAGCGUCCAUGAAUGAGAAAGGUGUUGAAAUAAGUGACAUAAAGAGAUGCCUCGGGUAUAAUCUGGGUAUAUCUCUACAUAUCCCCAGAAUCGCUGAUGUAGCUGAAGUCAAAGGAGAAAUUAAUAAGACUAACUGCCUAAAGACAGGCGACGGUAGAACUGUAAACAUCACCCGUGAUAGCUUCAUAGAUGAUGUUAUUUCACUCAUUAGAGGAGGAACCAGAAAAUAUGCAUUUGAACUAAAACAAAAGCUUCUCAAAGAAUCCAAGGCAAUUGACGUGACUGACUUUGUAAAUUGGGCCUCUUCUUUAGGCGAUGCUCCAGUGCUCAUUGGACAAAAGUUAUCUCCUAUAUAUAAUCUGGUUCCUGUGAAAAUAAAAGAUGCACACCUGAAGAAACAAAAUUUGGAAAGAGCCAUUGGAGAGUACGUUGAUGAAUUCAGCAUUAAAAAAUGCUACCCAUGCCAAAAUGGAGGCACAGUGAUUCUGCUGGAUGGAAAGUGCUUAUGUUCUUGCCCAUUCGCAUUUCAGGGUCUUGCCUGUGAAAUCAGAAAGCACAAACUGCAUCAAGGAUUGCCAAUCUCUCUCCCCUAUAAAAAUAAGCGGAGCUAUGGGUUUUCUUGGGCUCACACAGAAAGAAAAUAA
Molecule: messenger RNA, 1710 nt
Organism: Castor canadensis (American beaver)
Lineage: Eukaryota; Metazoa; Chordata; Mammalia; Rodentia; Castoridae
Source: RefSeq, a predicted model, not a curated record